Molecule: messenger RNA, 3503 nt
Organism: Acanthochromis polyacanthus (spiny chromis)
Lineage: Eukaryota; Metazoa; Chordata; Actinopteri; Pomacentridae
Gene: vwa2
Product: von Willebrand factor A domain containing 2
Exons: 14
Coding region: 37-2577 (846 amino acids)
Molecular function (GO): calcium ion binding
Source: RefSeq, a predicted model, not a curated record
UUGGAGCCCACCGGCGCAGGUACAUCAGAGGUGGGCAUGGCGAGUAGGUGGGGUCGCUGCUCUCCCUCUGCCCGCAGCCAGCAGCCUCUUUACAUCCGACCUGUGCGGAGGCAAAGCGGUGCAGGGAGACGGAGCUUUGUGGAAAGACGCACCUGGAAUUCGUGGAUGACUAUCAGCGCAUGGUGUCCCGACAUGCACCCUGAUAUCCGUCUCUCCCUCCUCUUAACUCUGCUGCUCCUUCAAGUUCAGCAGGGUGCCUCAGUGCAGGAGAUCCAAACCAGCCAUGAGAACAUUGUCAAGAUCAACUCAGCAGGAGAAAUGAUGCAGUGCUCAGCAGCCAUGGACAUCCUCUUCCUCAUGGAUGGGUCCUACAGCGUGGGGAAGGGGAGCUUUGAGAGGUCCAAACACUAUGCAAUCAAACUCUGCCAAGCUCUAGACAUCGGACCAGACAAGGUGCGAGUCGGUUUGAUUCAGUUUGGCUCCACCCCCCGGCUGGAGUUUUCCCUGGAUUCGUACUCCACCAAGCAAGAGCUGAAGAAGCACAUGAAGAAAAUUUCGUACAGAGGAGGCGGCACCCAGACAGGUUUGGCUCUUAAAUACAUCCUGAGGAAGGGUUUUCCAGGUGGUCGUAACUCCUCCGAUGUGGCCCGCGUCGCCAUCCUGCUGUCGGAUGGGAGGUCUCAGGGAAACGUGGCACAGGCAGCUGCACAGCUCAAAGAGAUGGGCGUGGUCCUGUUCUCUGUGGGCUUGCGCUACCCUAAGUGGGAAGAGCUCCAUGCUCUCGCCAGUGAGCCGGUGGAGAGCCACGUGUUCUUUGCUGAGCAUUUCUAUGAUGCGGUGAAUGGCCUGUACACCACACUGAGCACCUUCUCUGUGUGCAGUGCAACACCAGCAGGUUGUCAGGUGGAGUCGUUCCCCUGCGAGAGGAAAACAUUGGAGACUGUAAAAGAGCUGCAGGGGAAUUUCAUGUGUUGGAAAGGCUCCAAAGGGUAUUCCCCAUACACAUCCCUAUGUCCCUUCUACAGGUACAACAAGGUUUACAGAAGACACCAGACAGUUUGCCAUAGGACUAUCUGUCCAGAUCCCUGUGACUCUCAGCCAUGCCUGAAUGGUGGAACUUGUGUGUCAGAAGGUCCAGAUGGAUACCACUGUGUGUGUCCACCUGGCUAUGGAGGAGACCCACAUUGUGCUCCUGCGUUAUCCCUGGACUGCUCUGUAGACCUGCUCUUUCUGCUAGAAGGCUCUGCUACACUCACCUUGGAAGGCUUCCUCCGCCUCAAGUCCUUCUUAAAGCGCUUCCUACAGACUGUCAUUGGGUCUGACAGCCCCAGUAGAGUCGGGCUUGCGGUGUUUGGUCGAGAGGCUCGAGUCGAAGCCCCGGUUGGUAAAUUCAAAGGGGACAUGAGGGGUCUACUGAAGGCUGUGGAGGCACUUCAGCCAGUUGGUGGCGAGACUCUGACAGGUCAGGCACUUCGCUACGUCACACGUAACGGCUUUGUGAGUGCUCCGGUCUUUGCUGACGUCACAGAUGACCUUCCUCGUGUGGUGGUGCUGCUCACCGCCACUCCUGCUGUUGACGAUGUGGUCGAGGCUUCAAAAUACGCUCGCGACAGAGAAAUCUUCCUGGUAGGGGUGGGACUGGACAGGUUAAAGGGACAGCUGAAUAACAUCACAGGAAACCCCCAGAGGACUCUCACCUACACAUCACCUGAUAGGCUCACUGGCAAGAUCCCUGAGCUCAAGGCCAAGAUCUGCAGUGUGGAUACACAAGGUUGUCUGGGUCAAGCUGUAGACCUGGUGUUUGCGCUGGAUGCUUCAGGUGGUGUCGGCCGUGAUAACUUCCCCACCCUGCAAGACUUUGUGCGCAGCAUCUCGGUCCAGUUCGACAUCAACCGCGAUGUGGCUCAGGUGGGCCUCGUGACCUACGGUCGCAGAGCCACCACUGUCUUCAACCUGGACACCCACGAGAGCGGUUCUGCCAUCCUCAAGGCUGUAGCGGACGCCAACUACAUGGGUGGAGUGGCUUCGACGGGGGCAGCUUUGCUCCACAUCCAGUCAAAUGUCUUGACUGUAGCCAAAGGUGCAAGGCCUGGAGUCAACAAGGCUGUGGUGGUGGUAUCGGAUGGUUCGGGAGGGGACGAUGCCGUUGUACCAGCUCAGAAGAUAAGAGACAAUGGAGUUCCGGUUUUUGUGGUUGGUGUCGGAGAUGUACAGAGAGAGAGGCUGAUGCAGAUUGCUGGAUCAGAAGAGCAAAUGAUCUCAGUGCCAUCUUACGAGGAUCUCAAGUACUUUGAGGAUGUAUUGGUACAGAUGCUGUGUUCAGAGGUAAAGAAGCCGGUAAAUCUGUGCAAGCCCAACCCAUGUAUGAAUGAUGGGGUCUGCAUCCGGUCAGGAGGGAGCUUCCGUUGCCAGUGCCGAGGAUAUGAAGGACCACACUGUGAAACAAGAAGCAGCAGGUCUUCAUCCAGAGGGGAUCUUCCAAGACCUGCUGGUCUGAGGAAGAAGAGCAGACAGAGGAAGAGCCACCAGGAGCUUCUGCAUCACUAUAAACUACACCGUCGGAGACAUGCCGCCUGACACACCAGAAACACAAAGUAUACACACAAACGAAUCACAGAUGAACACUUAAGAACCAAGGAUGAUUGCGGGUACACAAUGGAGUAAAGGGAAACCUAAAGUUACUGUUUCUGUAUUUAAGUGCGUUGUGUGUCUCCCUCCUGCUGUGUUCUCGUUACAUUUGUCAGACAUCGCUGUCUCAACACUGUUGUCGCUAUUCAAGGAUGUAAACUUUUAUAUGACAUUAUAAUGUAUAUCUGUGUCAUGAUUGUAUUAUUUUUUUAAAUGUAUAAUCACAAUUUUCUGUCCUUUUACAGUCUUAAAAAAAACUUUAUAUUUGGUCCAAAAAUUGCUUUAUGUGCUGUUUUCAUGCUUUACUUAAUAUUACAGCUGCACUUUUAUUUUUACAUUUUUAUUAGAUGUUAAAAAUGUGUUUGUUUUGAGUAAUGAACAAAAGAAUUUCAUAAAUAGAUGUAUGUCAUAAUCAUUUCUAUUUGCGCUAUACCACAUAUUUAUUAUUUAUCACUUAUUUUGUAUUUGACUAAUAUCUCUUUUGGGGAAGAGAAAAAACUAAUUGAGACAAAUUUCAGAAUUAAUAUAUUUGUGUGCACAUUUAAAAUUGAAUUAUGACUCUUGCACAAUAGCUGACAAGCUUUAAAAUGCUACACAUAAAUAGACCUCUCAUUUAAUACCCAAAGGAAUUUUUUUUUACCACACACAAUACAUUUGCCAGACAAGCACCCUUUUAUCAGAUGAACCUCCUUCAUAAAUGUUUUAUUUUCAUUAGUGAGAGGUGACUCUAAUCACCCUGUAAAUGUUUAAUACUGUCUCCUGUGUACAUUACCAACUUAAAACCUGAUACACUGAACCUUCUGUGUGUUUUCAGGAAACAAAUUGGAAUAUGUAAAGUUAAAGGCAAGAUGGUUUCAAGGAAAAACCCAAGCCAG